ACUUCCAUUGUGCCUAAAGUUCCAGUUCAUCUACUUUUUAACGCAGGAACUCCAAACACUCUUCCUCUUUAACAAGAGUCACGCAUCACGAACUAACAACGUCACCGUGCUCCCUCACGACUAUGGAAUUAAAGUCUAAAAUAAACAAAACGCUCCUGGAUCAACGCUGUGCAGAAACGAGUUGGUUGGUAUUCUAAGAACGCCCUGCAGAUGUGAAUGUCGGGAGGUUUCAGUGACCACGUCAGCCACACAGAGCAAUACGAGCAUCCUCAGCCGAGCGGGGCGCGCCAUGCUCUGCGGCGCAUCGGCGCAGCUCCACCUCGGGACAAGGACCGCAUAACCGGCCAUAAGGUGGAGUGAAGGUUAUUGAUGUCAUCGCCAGCCGCCAUGGAGCUUCACCUGUUCGCCACGGCCUGUCUCCUCUUUGGCAGGAUGACGAUGACGCAUCAAACUCACAUGAACUCUGUGACUACGUUUCUGUUCGCUCCUCGCGGGCCCCAGAUGUUUCCGUGUCUAACAUACCUGGAGCAUAACGUCAGGGUGGACUGUGAGUUUCCACCCACCUACCAGGUCCCGGGCCCCUACUGCGAGUAUCGUCAGGACAGCCGCCUGGUGGGCAGCACCUACCCCAACGCCGUGGUCUAUGUGUCCACAGAGGACCGGAGGAGGAGCAACGUCAGCCUGGUCGCUCCUAAUCUGUGCCGCCUCACCUGGGCCCCGCUGGCUGAUGAGAAGCCCUUCACCUACACCUGCAGGGUUUACCAGGGCAGCAGCUGGAAGGAGAACAGCAUGGCGGUCCAUCACAGGAUUCUUCCCAUCUGCUCGGCAAUCAGUGUGUUGUUUGAAUCAACGCCGUGGUUUUUGUCUCUGGUCAUGUCACUUCCCAUGGCUGUGGGUCUGCUGAGUCCGUGAACGUUCACUUUCACAUGCGGGAUCCACUCAAACAACCUUUCUUACAUCAUUUGUGAAUCACUGUGGAUCGAUGGUUGAUGAUUUAAUUCCAUAUUAUUUUGAAAUCAACCUUUGGUUGAGCAUUAGGCUAUUCUUUAAAAAAACAUUUUCACCACUGUACCUUGAACACCAUUGUUUCACAAUGCUACCAAAAGAGGAAAGAAAUCAGAACAGUUGAGAGACGUUCUAAACGAAUACAGUAGAACAUAGUGUUAAUUAUCUAUUCAAAUGGCAAGUUUUUAAUUUGUUGGGUUGAUCAGGUCUUCCUUGUAAAUAAGAUGUACUGAGACGUAUUUGUUUAAACAAUUAAUGGCCAAACAAAUAUACAUUUUGUGUUGUUUGUAUUAUUUAUUUUUAAAGAAAAACGGAUGCUUCUUAUAGAUUUAUAUUGCAUCUUAAAUGAAUGCUCUGUAUACAAAUAGGUUUAAUUAUAUACACUGACAUUAAAACUAAAGACCCAUAAACACUAAAGGAACAUAGAGCCUUUUGAUUGGAUUUCUGAAGAUAUCUACUCAUCAAAGAGUUUCUUUCUGAUCCCCCCCUUAUUUUAAUUUGGUUUGUGUUAUUCCCACCAGUUUUCUCAGCCAUAGUUAUGUAGUAUGUAACCUAGACAUGUAUUCAGGUGGCUGACGCGGCUAUUGAGUAAACGCAAUGGAUAACUGCUCAAACACUGCCUUUCCUGCUAGCAUUGCUAAUCUCUGAUACCUUCAGUACCUUUAAGUAGAAUUAAGACUGUAUCUGUACACUGGAGCCCCGUGCGGGGUUCACCUGGUCACAGUCUCCUUUCUACUUCCCUUGGGCAGCAAUAAGAUGAAUACAAGAGUGAGUGCACCAUGUUUCACUCAGUGCUUUGAUGCCGAUCUUCCGUACCGCCUAAAAGGAAGUGCAGAUGGACAGUUUAAGCUGCUGGUUUGCAAAGUCUGCUUAACGAUAUGUAUGCGUUAAGCAUACAUACCUAUUGUAUAAGUAUGUAUGCUUUAAUACACACAGAAUAUGUGUAGUAUGAAAGAAUAUUUUGUUUUUUUCCAUUUUAGUCUUCCGCACGGUGCCAAUUCAAUUUGAAUGCUAUUUCAUUUUUUUCACUUUAAAAAGUAUAAGAAUGAAAAUACAUGUAUUAUGUUUCCCUUACCUUUCUGUUUCAUGUAACCAAUCUCUUAUGAUGGCAGUGUUAUAGGCCAAAUAGCACUUGCAAUAAAUAUGUCCUUAUAUUUUUCAUAACACAUUGAUAGCUUGUUUUGUUUAUUUUCGUCCACCUCCCAGUGCGCUAAAUGCUACAGCAAAUCUAUAGUAGAUAAUAAAGGUCAUGCACAAUAAAA
Molecule: messenger RNA, 2267 nt
Organism: Gasterosteus aculeatus aculeatus (three-spined stickleback)
Lineage: Eukaryota; Metazoa; Chordata; Actinopteri; Perciformes; Gasterosteidae
Biological process (GO): positive regulation of focal adhesion assembly; integrin-mediated signaling pathway; regulation of cell migration
Cellular component (GO): focal adhesion; myelin sheath; dendrite
Molecular function (GO): integrin binding; GTPase activator activity
Source: RefSeq, a predicted model, not a curated record